GCUGACUCCUUCCCGCCAAAUACAAGCGCGAGCUGUCGAACGCGCGGGCUGAGCGGCGGACCCCCCUGUGCACCGGGAGCUAGACGGUUCCCCUGCAUGCACGGAGGAGGCGGGAAGCACAGAUCGUCCGUGUGCCGGGGCCGCUGAGAUGCCGGGGAAGGGAGGACCUGGAGCAGCUACCGACAGGAAAACCGGCAGCCCGGCAGGUGAGCAGCGUAACGUCUCGCCAACCUACUAACAUACACCGUGACGGACUGCACUGACCGGGGGGGCCGGAGAUGGACAGGCAGGGGGUCUCCAAUCAUUAAUCCGGUCACCCUCUAUAAACUCCAUCUCCCUCUAUGCUGCAGCCUGGUGAAGCUAUGGUGAGGUACCCCCUAAACCGCCCGGCUCCCCCAUAUCACCGUGCCGUAAAGCAGUGCUGUGGUAAUGUACCCCCAGCCCCCCAUAAUCACUUUGCCGUAAAGCAGUGCUGUGGUAAUGUACCCCCAGCCCCCCAUAAUCACUUUGCCGUAAAGCAGUGCUGUGGUAAUGUACCCCCAGCCCCCCAUAAUCACUUUGCCGUAAAGCAGUGCUGUGGUAAUGUACCCCGGCUCCCCAUAAUCACUUGCCCUAAAGAAGUGCUGUGGUAAUGUACCCCCAUAUCAUCUUGCCGUAAAGCAGUGCUGUGGUAAUGUACCCCCAUAUCAUCUUGCCGUAAAGCAGUGCUGUGGUAAUGUACCCCCAUAUCAUCUUGCCGUAAAGCAGUGCUGUGGUAAUGUACCCCCAUAUCAUCUUGCCGUAAAGCAGUGCUGUGGUAAUGUACCCUGGCUCUCCCAUAUCACCUUGCCGUAAAGCAGUGCUGUGGUAAUGUACCCUGGCUCCCCCAUAUCACCUUGCUGUAAAGCAGUGUUGUGGUAAUGUACACCUAGCCCCCCAAUAAUCACCUUGCCGUAAAGAAGUGCUGUGGUAAUGUACCCCCAUAUCAUCUUGCCGUAAAGCAGUGCUGUGGUAAUGUACCCCCAACCCUCCAUAAUCACCUUGCCGUAAAGCAGUGUUGUGGUAAUGUACCCCCAGCCCCCCAUACCAUCUUGCCGUAAAGCAGUGCUGUGGUAAUGUACCCCGGCUCCCCAUAAUAACCUUGCCGUAAAAGAAGUGCUGUGGUAAUGUACCCCCAUAUCAUCUUGCCGUAAAGCAGUGUUGUAGUAAUGUACCCCUAGCCCCACAUAUCAUCUUGCCGUAAAGCAGUGCUGUGGUAAUGUACCCUGGCUCCCCCAUAUCACCUUGCUGUAAAGCAGUGUUGUGGUAAUGUACACCUAGCCCCCCAAUAAUCAUCUUGCCGUAAAGCAGUGCUGUGGUAAUGUACCCCCAUCCCCCCAUAAUCAUCUUGCCGUAAAGCAGUGCUGUGGUAAUGUACCCUGGCUCCCCCAUAUCACCUUGCCAUAAAGCAGUGCUGUGGUAAUGUACCCUGGCUCCCCCAUAUCACCUUGCCGUAAAGCAGUGCUGUGGUAAUGUCCCCCGGCUCCCCAUAAUCACCUUGCCGUAAAGAAGUGCUGUGGUAAUGUACCCCCAUAUCAUCUUGCCGUAAAGCAGUGUUGUAGUAAGGUACCCCCAGCCCCCCAUAUCAUCUUGCCGUAAAGCAGUGCUGUGGUAAUGUACCCUGGCUCCCCCAUAUCACCUUGCUGUAAAGCAGUGUUGUGGUAAUGUACACCUAGCCCCCCCAUAAUCAUCUUGCUGUAAAGCAGUGCUGUGGUAAUGUACCCUGGCUCCCCCAUAUCACCUUGCCGUAAAGCAGUGCUGUGGUUAUGUACCCUGGCUCUCCCAUAUCACCUUGCCGUAAAGCAGUGCUGUGGUUAUGUACCCUGGCUCCCCCAUAUCAUCUUGCCGUAAAGCAGUGUUGUGGUAAUGUACCCCCAGCCCCCCAUAUCAUCUUGCCGUAAAGCAGUGCUGUGGUAAUGUACCCCCAGCCCCCCAUAUCAUCUUGCUGUAAAGCAGUGUUGUGGUAAUGUACACCUAGCCCCCUAAUAAUCAUCUUGCCGUAAAGCAGUGCUGUGGUAAUGUACACCUAGCCCCCCCAUAAUCAUCUUGCCGUAAAGCAGUGCUGUGGUAAUGUACCCUGGCUCCCCCAUAUCACCUUGCCAUAAAGCAGUGCUGUGGUAAUGUACCCUGGCUCCCCCAUAUCACCUUGCUGUAAAGCAGCGCUGUGGUAACGUACCCUGGCUCCCCCAUAUCACCUUGCCGUAAAGCAGUGCUGUGGUAACGUACCCUGGCUCCCCCAUAUCACCUUGCCGUAAAGCAGCGCUGUGGUAACGUACCCUGGCUCCCCCAUAUCACCUUGCCGUAAAGCAGCGCUGUGGUAAUGUACCCUGGCUCCCCCAUAUCACCUUGCUGUUAAGCAGUUCAGGAGCACUUUAUCCCGCCAGGCUCUGUGUCCUGUCCAACCCAGACACUCAGCAGUAUUGCUCACUGCUAGGUCUUGUUUGUGCUGGAUGAAUCCCAUUUUUUUUUUUUACUGUUUCACUCCAUCAGAGCAACUAUUUCACCUCUCACUCAAUGUCAUGUCCAGAAAUUGCCAAAUUAUCCCAAGUGACAUUUGCAGAUAUCCUCCUUGUUGUUUCUGGGAAGACAUCUUUCUUGCUUCCCCUACCUCUCACCAUGCUUUCUCCUCUUCCCACUCUGCUUAUUAAGUGAACUAAAGGAAUACUUCGGUCACCAUAACCACUUCAUCUAAAUUAAGUUAUGGUGACUGGAGGCUCCCAGUAGCACUCCUACCUUAGGGGGUUAAACCGUUCUUAAACAAUUUAAUCCCAAAGGUUGCCUACAGGGCCGAUCUGCAGGUCACCCUGGCAGCAUCCUACACCCAAACCUAAAUUACUGGAAGUGCGGAGUGUUAGUGGGCAGGGGAGCAGCAGCUAUGCCAAUCAGUAAUUUGCCAUUUGUUUAAAAACAAAAAAAACUUUUGCUAGGGAGCUGCUGAUUGACUUGGUGUCAGCUGACCACUGUAGCCAAUCAGUGACUGCGCUUUCUCUAACUGAGAUUCUGAAGCCCAAUUUCCCCUUAGGAGAUCGAAUCGGCGCUGGAUGCAAACUUUGGGGUUAGACUGUUUGAGAACGCUUUACCCCUUAUGAUUUGAAUUCCACCGGGGGCUUCCUGAUUCCCGAACUUAAUUUAGAUUUAGUUGUUAUGGUGGCAGUAAUGUCCUUGUAAUGACAGUUUUUCAGCUCACGAGCAGGGCCACCUGAAUUUUUUAUUUUUUAUUUUUUUUUUAAUUAUACUGUCUGUAGUCUUUCUGUAGCUCUUUGGAAUGGAGUUCAUGUCAAAGCGUCAAUUUCUUAUAAGUGCAAAUUAAUGGUAAUGUAAAGUGACAUAAGUAAAUUAUUGGACUGUGCUUUCAUGUGGCCACAUCAUAUGUGGAGUUUGUGCAGCUUUUGCGCCCUCUGCGUGCCACGUUUUACAACUUCUUAGUAACUUCUGUAGACUCUUUGGUAGCAGGUGGAGAGUUCCUGUUUAACAACUCUAAUCUAAAAAAUAAAUUUCAAUAGAUCAUAUAUUUUUUUUUUUUUUUGUGAUCAUAAUGCCUUUAGUGAACCUGUCAUAACUGGUUCGCUUCAACAUAAAUCAUCCCUAAAUGCUAUUAAUACAUCAUAUAUCAGAGGUUUUAACUUGCCGCACCUUCGAUCAAGCACCGCCAUGUUCUCACCUUUUGUAGGUAUUCCUCUCCUCUAAUACCCACCUCCAAUUUGUCUGUGCUCCACUUCGUUUCUUGCUUGGGGAUACUUCCACAUGCAAGGCAAGCCACUUCUGUGAUGCCGACAUCAUUCCCAUACUCCCUAGCUAGUGCUAGCAACAUUUGCUAGGGUGUUACUAUAGCAACUACACAGCCUGUAAGAGAUCUUUUCUGUGCUGAAAAAUUGACUGAUGUGGGAGAAAGACACAUGUUUAAAUGAUUAUUUUUUUUUUCUUCAAAUCAAUACAUUUGCUAACAAUUCAUAGAAAUGUUAUGCUCUUUUAAAACUGCAUAAGUUAUAGGUAGUAUAAGAAGUACCCUUUAAACGAACACUCUAGGCAUCAUAACCAUUAUAUCGCACUGUAUUGGUAUUUAUCAUCAAGGUCUUGACAAUGCAAUGGCUACUGGGCUAAUGGUGGACAACACCCAGGGGCUCCUGGCACAGUAACUAGGGAUGCACAGAAAUUUCUGUUACCAAAAUCUUUGGCUGAAAAUUGACCCAUAUUGACCGAAAAAGACUCUGCACAAUCGAGAGGAGGCCCAGACUGUCUGACAGCUUCCGCAGCUCCGAGCACCCGCUGACCUCCAGGUAGUUGAGGUCACGCCACAUACCUGCAGCUUGUCAUCCUUAGCCGGACCCUGGAGUACUAGCUCCAGGCGCCUCUCCUUCUCUACCUCUGGUCAGGCCACUGUACGCUUACUGCCAUCAUCUUUACCGACAGACCCUCAGACCAGGAACUACUAGAGCGGCCAAUCAGAAUCUAGUACACCGGAACUGCUUCUGCCAGGGGAUAUGCAUUACAAGCUGGUUUUGCUCACUCCUGUCUGUCUGUGACAGAUAAUCCACUUGAAAUACACAGUAUGAUCACAGAACAUAUACCUCAAGUGCAAAAAAUAAGUACUAGCCUUAUAAGGCUAUUCCUCUACCAAGUUACAGCUCUAAAUAUCCAUAGAAGACCUCCAAAGUAGUGCUUAAAAACUCGUACGUGAGCUAUAUUAAAAAGGCUUAUUUUUUUUAGCACAAACUGUCCCCUUGUAUACAGACAAUAGAUCAAUCUUGAGGGUAGACAAGGUGUUAAAACAUAAAAUACGUUGGAGGUAGCCAGGGGUAACUGGAGGUAAGACCAAAGAUACUAGUUUAUGACUAGUAACUUUGUCUAGUCUAGUGACUUCACUAGACUAGUACCUUUUGGUCUUACCUCCAGUUUCCCAUGGCUCCCUCGAAUGUAUUUUGUUUUAACCCCUUGUCUACCUUCCAGAUUGAUCUAUUGCAUUGGGGGAGGGAGGGGGGGGGGGUCUUUUUCGGCCAAGGGCAUCCUGAAUUUUAAUUUCGGUGCAUCUCCAACAGUAACAAUUGCAAGUUGCAUUAUUCGUUUGGUAUCUAGUCUCUUUAAAUCAUUGUUUAUGCAGACCUAGCUGCACCUUCUGUCUGUGACCUGCACAGUCUCCCUACACGCUCCCAUCUAUAGAGGUUUUAUUGUUAUACUUCCCUUAUUUUACAGUGUAUUUAAUUCAGAAUGUAUGUGUGGCUGGGUUGAUUUCCUGCUUGUGCAUGCAUCAGCCUCCUGUGUGUGAAUAAAGUUCACUUAACAGAGCAGGAGAUAAGAAGUUCAAAAGUAACCAAAUUGCCAGGAGAUAUCUAGAGCAGUGAGGCUACUGGGACACGAUCUAUAUACCAAACUAACUUCUUUAAGCUAAAAUGUCAUGAUUUAAAAAUAUAUAUUUUUUGCUUAGUGUCCCACAAGAUUUUUGGCAAAAUGUGGCAGUGGAACCUGUGCCUCCUCGUUCUGAAUCAUUACAUAGAACAGGUGUCAUAUCAUCCUCCAUAGGUCCCAAAAGACAGUUUUGUGGCUAGUGAAGCCACAUGGAACUGAAAAAAGAAAAUGAUGAUGGGUAGAGGUAUUCAGAUAAGUGAAUCUUGCCUUUCCUCUUCAAUGGGUGCUGCAGUGUAUGCAGAUGUGUCAGCCUUUAAAGGUGACCCUAUGCGACAAUGUAAACACUGCCCUUUUUCUGAAGAGGCAGAAAUAUAGAGGUCGAGAUAGAGAAGGCUAGCGAAAGCAGUUCUGCCAUUUUGAAAGGAGUUUUUACCUUGACUCCAUGGCUAUUUUCUGUCCUGAUGAUCUCAGCCAAUUCAAUGCUUUCCCAUAGGAAAGCAUUGGGAGGCUAUUGAGCAUUCACAACAAAAUGCCAUGCUGUGCCAAUCAGCAUUUCCUCAGAUGCAUUGAAUCAAUGCGUCUUUGUCUAGCAACAUCCAUGCAGGGCGGGGAGACGCUGAACAUAGGUGCUGUGCAUAGUGGACUAGGAAGCACAUCUAGUGGCCGACUGCUAAUAGAGGUGUUCUCUGAAAAGGUAGUUUUUAUCGUGCUCUGUCUGCUGUCCCAGCCUAAAAAAAAUCUCUCUACACUGCUACUCCUAACUUCUGAUUAUGAUAUGAGAGAACUAUGGCACAGUCAGGCGGUGUCUGUAACUGCUAUAUCAGAGUGUGCAAGCUAACAUAACUGCAGCUAAAGAUUGCUUGAUGCUGGGAGAGCGUGCAUGUAUCAGUAGCUCGAUGUUUGUGUUGCACAUGUUUCCUAUUGUACACAUGCAGGCUUAGUGUGGUAUACUGUGGUAAGGUUAAAAAGGGUAACAGGACAUUGAAUAAAAAACAGUAACAAUGCAUGAAUAAACAGUAGGUGCACACAAUUGAGGGUUCUCAUCUGUGGAUAGGGUCUUCCCCAUCAGGCCUCUUAUGAUAGGCGUGGGAGUCCGGUUAGCGUUCGCAUGUGAGUGUAGAAAGGAAGGGUUAUAUGGGCUGGUACCUCGCAGUUGGACGUUGGUAACCUUAUUAACUCUUUAGAAUUUCAAUGCCAUCUAUAUGUUGACUUGUGAGGGGACUAUGGAAGCUUGCUGGCUGCAGUUUUUGUAUAUUACUAUUUUAUUUAUAUAGCGCCAUCAGAUUCCGUAGCGCUGUACAAAGGGUGGACUAACAGACAUUUAAUUGUAAUCCGACAACUCGACGUACAGGAACAGAGAGGUGGAGGGCCCUGCUCAAUGAGCUUACAUUCUAGAGGGUACAUUGUAAUUUAUGGGAAGACUGUCCUAUCCUACCUUUCCAACCCUUGCCUAUGUGGAAUAAACAGUCUGCACCACCACUCCAGCAGUGGAUGGAUAAGGUCGAUUAAAUUUACAGGAUUGAAAUUGACAGUAGCGAUAAAAGGCACUAAUUUGCACCUCCUGGUUGGACCACACUACUCGUGGAGCAUCAAACCCUUGUUAGGGUGAUAACACUGAAUAACUGAGUGAAGAGAAGGGAGAUAAUGGCAAGAACCACAGCACAUAUUUAUCAAAAUAUUCCUGUAUUCCUGACCCUAUAGUGGUAAAACCACCAUCUAGCCCCCUUGGGCCCCUCAUGCCUCCAUAAAUAUAGCAAAAUCUUACUGUAUUCAAGCCAAAAGCUGUGGAUCUGCAUGCUGUUUGCCUAAAAAAGACAGUCUGCUGACAUCAGAAGUGGUAGCCUGAUCCAAUCACAAUGCUUCGCCAUAGGAUUGGCUGAGAGUGACAAGGAGGCAGAUCAGGGGAGGAGCCAAUAUGAUUCAAACACAGCCCUGACCAAUCAGCAUCUCCUCAUAGAGAUGAAUUGAAUCAAUGAAUCUCUGGGGAAAGGUCAGUGUCUUCUUGCAGAGGGAGGAAACACUGAAUGUUUGGAUGCAUUUUAGGCAGCCAUGACCCAGUAAGGAUCUCUAACAGCUAUCUGAGGAGUGGCCAGUGAAGUUCACUAGACUGUAAUGUAAACACUACAUUUUCUCUGAAAAGAGUGUUUACAGCAAAAAGCCUGAAGUUAAUGAUUCUACUCACCAGAACAAAUUCAAUAAGCUGUAAUUGUUCUGGUGACUAUAGUGUCCCUUUUAAGCCUGCCUAUAGUGGCCGUCUACUUGUCAGUGCUUCUGGCCUUUCACGUUGUUUGACUCUGUGAAAUGACACUGGACUUCAUUGCAUUUUGCCGGUGGGAGUCCAGCUUCUUGUAAAUCUAAAUUUGAAUUUUUAAGCAAAUAUGACACAAACUUCAUACUAAAUGUAGCAAUGCAUUGCAAAUAUUGUAUACUUUCCCAAACCCUGGGUGUGGACAUGCACAGAAUUGUCAUUAACCAGCCCAGAACUUUUCCGGCAUCUAGAGUUACACCUCCUGCAGCAAGAGUUAAAUUCUGUAUGUGCAACACUACAUAGUGAAAUGCUGCGCAUACAGAAUCCAGGUACUAUUACCACUUACAAUAGCUGAAGUGAUAUAGGUGCUUGGAGUAACCAUUUAAAGGUGCACUAUAGCAGUUUUAUUUGAUUGAAUCGGUUUUCGUGAUUGGAUUCUGUUGGGGCUGUCCCAUUUUUCAGUGAUAAACCAUUGUCAAGCAGUUUUAACAUUGAAUGAUGGUUCCUGGUCCUCAACUAAGGCAGAUAUUUAUGCCCCUCUUUUGAGCCAUACCAAUGCCCAUCAGCAAUGGGCAUUGUGAUAGGCUGAAAGCUGUCAGCUGACACAGCUAAUCACAGCUACUGUUCAGGCUAAUGCUUCCUGUUUAGCACAUGCAACAUAGAGGUGUUGGACUUCUGGGGAUUCUGGUUUAGCAUUAAAACAUUUUAAUGCUGAAUGGAAGGAUAGUGCCAGGGGACUCAACGCUAUUUCAGUGAGGUGAAGCAGUUAGUGCCUACAGUGACCCUUUAAAAUGAGCUGAAAUUGAAGCACUGUUAAUUUAUGUAUACUCUAUUUGCUAACUUUUAUUGAACAUUGUGGUGAGACUGUUUCUUUACAUCUCUAGUAGUUAUUUAUACAUAAACUGAAUCACAAUAUAACUUUUAUUUAUGUCCUCUUUGCAGUCAUGAAGUCCUCAUCCAGAGCUGCUUCGAAGAAAAUGGUGCAAGGUACAAUACUCAUUGUUUUUGCAAAGCCUGGUUAUGUCCUGCUCAGUUGUCUGAAAUUGUUGGAUAUAGUAUACAUACUGGGAUCACUCCCAUAAAGUACUGCUAGGAAGAUAAGAAUUUUUCUCUCCUUUUAUCAACCACAUCUUGUUAAAUUUCACACUUAUUAAAUCAAAGUGAUAAGUGUGAGUAGGUGCCUUACAUUAAAAGGUCACUAUAAUGGCAGGGACCUUAUAGUCCCAAAAGUCACUUUUUCCUGUUAAAGUGUGAAAACCUAAUGAGCUUAAAUGUCUAACUUGAUCUGUAGUUCAACACAAUGAGAAUUAAAAAAAAUAAAUAAAAAAAAACCUGUGCAUUUUCUUAGAGCUCACAACUGCUGGGGCUUAACGAGUUGCCUGCUAGCAGCACCUUGAGUAGAUUUUGUUUGUAAAAAGUAAGUGAAGGAGAACUUGCAAAUGUGUGCAUCCUUUUGUGUCAAAAAAUGCCAAUUCCAAAACAAAAUCUGAACUGAAUUAUGUUCUGAUCAUAUACCUUAUGUAGGAUGCAGAUACAAAUGUUUUGAUUUUGAACGAAUACUACAUCCAUCUGGUCGUAGGGUGCAGAUUUGGUAGGGAUACCCAAAUUGUAGUAGAUAAUCAUUGCUUCAUGCUGAAUGGUACUCAACCAGCUUCCAAAAUGAAAACGGGUUCGAGAGUUCUCCCGAGAGGAUAGAAAAGCAGCCCCUCAAAGACAAUAAUAAAAAAUGGUACUCCACCUUUAAAAGUACCUGUAGUCUAGUGCCAGGAAGGUGUCCUUGCAGCAUUCACUUCCCCCAUGAUGAGGUUAUCAAGAUUGAAUAGCUCUUGUCAAAUCCUCCAGUCUGAUAUUUCUCAUGGAAGCAUUAACUCGAGUGCUUCUGUAUGCGGAUUAGUGGUGUUUUGCACCAUCAUGCUGUGGAUGAUUUUGCUGAAUGUGAUGACUUGAAAACUGAAAGCCUUAAGGAGAAAAUGGCUAGAUGUAUUUUUCUGCCAAAGAUAAACAUUGCUGUUUUUAAGAAACAUAUUUUUCAGAGUUAAUGGGAAGCAUCUAUACACCAAAGCCAGUACAUUGUCUCUUUAAUAUAUUUGAAGACUGGGGUGCAUUCCUUUAAAUUUCAUAAACCUGCAAAGUAUUUUCACUGAUAUGAAAGUUUAUUUCAUAAAUAGAAAUAUAAUUUAAAUCAGGGGAACACUAUAGUCACCAGAACCACUACAACUUAAUGUAAUGGUUUUAGUGUGUAUACUCUGUCCCUGUAGACUUUUCAAUGUAAAAGCUGUCUUUUACAUUGAAGUGGCUAUCACUAAGAUGGCCACUAAAAUGUCUAUCUUAAUCCACAAUGUGCAGCACCUACAUUUAGCUGAACGUUACUCACACGCGCUCACUCUCACUGACUGUUUUGAAACACUAAUAUUUGUGUUCAGCGAAGUCUCCUGAGUAUAACCGUACUCAUGUACAGGUUUUAUGGUGUUUUCAAAAGGUAGAGAGUCAAAUAUAAGGCUUGUUUCAGUUUUUUCACAUUGAAAUUUGCCAGAUUGGUUACAUUGCCUUUGUGACGUAUGGUAGCCCAGGAAUGAGAAUUACCCCCAUGAUGGCAUACCAUUUGCAAAAGUAGACAAACCAAAGUAUUGCAGAUGGGGUAUGGACAGUCUUUUUUUAGUAGCCACACACUGGCCCGAAUUAGCGUUCAGAUUGUAUUUUUGCCUUUUUCACACAAAUAUGAACGCUAACUUUGGCCAGUGUUUGUGACCAAGUGGCUACUAAAAAGACUGGACAUACUCAAUUUUCAAUACUUUGGGUUGUCUACUAUUGCAAAUGGUAUGCCAUCAUGGGGGUAACUCUCAUUCCUGGGCUACCAUACAGUCUCAAAGGCAACGUAACCAAUCUGACUAAUUUCAAUGGGAAAUAACUGAAAAAUGUAACAUGCUAUAUUUGACCUUUUAACUUUCCAAAAACACAAUAAAACAUGUACAUAGGGGGUACUGUUUUACACGUGAGACAUCGCUGAAUACAGAUGUGCAUUUUAUUGCCGUAAAAGCUUAACAGUAUUGUGACAUUCAGUUAAUGUCAUGCAGAACUAAAAAAAAAAAUUCUUAAUUUCUCACUUUUUAUAUUCAUAUCUAAUUGUUUCAUAUCUAAAUAUUUGAUGUGAAUUGAAAGCCCUAUUUCUCCUGAAUAAAAUUAUAUAAGUGAGGGUGCACUAUGGUUGAAGAGACCUAUAGUCAAAUUCAAAUUUUGAUCAAAACCUGUAAAUUUGGCUUAGUCCUUAAGGGGUUAAGAUGAAGACCUUUUUAUGCAGAUAAUUAUCAAUAGACUAUUAAAUGUAAUCUUAGACUGUAAACUAAAGAACUUUCUAACAGUACUUUUUAUUUUAGCUCGACUUCCCUUCAAGCGCUUAAAUCCUGCUCCCAAAGAAAAGGAUGAAUUAUUAGAAGGAAAGAAAGUAAAGAUAACACAAAAGGAUUCCCCUCCAACCAGCCUGCAUCUGUGUGACACCUCUAUGGAAGACUUGGAGAAUAACUGUGAUGCAGAGACAGAGGCAGUGCAUCAGUUCCCAAAAGCUAUUAAUGGCAAGGGGCCUCUGGACAACUAUCUUAAAAAAACUUUAAAAGUAAGCCUGGUGCAAUGCCCCAUAACAAUUGACCUAACAGAUGACUCAAACAGUGGUGUUAAUGAGCAGAGCUGUAUAGUUGAGGAGUCCAGAACACUGCUAGCAAAUGGAACUACUCCACAAAACAACCCAUCCAGCCCAACUCCAUCCACACAGACUGAGAAAUGCAAUGUUUCUGUGAAUGCUCUGGAGCAAGGGGAAAGUACUGAACUACCAGGCACUCUUACUGUUUUAUCACCACCUGUAAAUCUACAGGAAUUACCUGAUUCCCAAUAUAUUAAAAUGGUAUCUCCUGAUAAAGAUGCAACAAAUCUGUGCUCAAAAAGUUUAUUAAAAGAGGUUAGUGACUCAUCUGAAGAGGACGACUCGCCAAUUCCUUCUUCCAACUGUUCGCCUGUUUCGGCCAGCUCGUCAGAAACACAAGCUAGUCCUCAAGAAAAGAAUCUCAGCCCAAGAGAACUCAAGUCUCCUUCUCAUGAAGUAAGUUGAAAUGUACAAAUUUAUUCAAAGUGUCGGUUUCGCUAAAUGUUCAGAAUGGCAUCAUAUCACGAAUUAUGUGUCAGAUUUAUAUUAAUGUCCAGGGCUCAAUCCAGAAAAACUCAUUAUAAUUUCGCCUCCAACUUGUAAUUUUAUUGUAUUGAAGAGGUACUGCAUUUUAAACAGAUGGUCAAUAUGAUGAGAAGGCUUCCAUUUUUAGCUCAAGACAUACUGUGAAUUGGCAGUAAAACAAUAAUCCUAAAUAGGCACAUCAAGAAUAGUAACAGACAAUAUCUAAACAUACUACAUUUUAAACAGUUGGUGAGCUCAGUAAAGUAAAGGCUUUCUUUCAAGCUCAACUUAAGCAACCCUCAUACCGUGUCUUAGUAUAAUGCUUCCAAAGCUAAAUGAAAUGCUUAUUUUUGGGAAGGGGUAGGUACCCCUGUAGAAGCGGCCAACCUAGAAAACAGAAAUAAAAGAUUGACAGUAGAUAUAAACUAAUUGGCAAUGGCAAAUACAUAUAGGUCCGGUAAUGUUGGUGAUUUUUCAUCAAAGCAAAUGCUGGUUUUGUUCCCGCUGGGUAGAAAGGGUCGAUGGUAAGAAGGUAAGAUCUAAAGCUGCUACAAAGGUGUUGGCUUCUGUAGGGUCACUAAGCUUCAGUUGAUUUACAUUAGGCAGGACACAUAGUCUUCAUCCAGGGCACAGACUUGAAAAUUCUUGAUCCUCAAAUAUUGUUACCAAUGGAAGUCCUCAAUUUGGGCUAGUUUUGUCUCCUGUAGUUGUUGCUUCUUCUGCAAUUGUGUGAAUGCAUUAGCCAUAUCUUGUUUACUGCCAUCGUUAGACCUCUUCUACUUGUAUUCAGUCUCUUGGUGUAGCCAUAUCCUUUCACUACAGAGGUAGCAGCAAAAAUAGAAAUACUUUAUACUGGACAACAGGGUUUUUAUAUUUGCUUUGCUUGAUGGUAGGUGGUCAGUCUCCAUAUGGGAGCCCAUGCCUGGUUUGUUUGAAGCCAUUGCUUACUUACGGAGCCAUUGCUUGCAUAUGUCUGGAGCUUGUAGUCUCACUUGCAGCCUUUUCACAUAGCGAGGCUUCAGUAUCUUUGGAGUCCAAGUCUCGAUGCUCCUAGGGUAGUUUGAGGCUGCUGUAUUUCAAGGUUGUAACACUACGGAUUGACAAUACUUCUCUGGAUCGUCACUCUAGAUCACACAACUGACCAAGGAGACUAAGGGUGGUUCAUUCUCGGACACCAUCUGAUGUUGGGGGCUUUGAUGAAGGUGCUAUUUCAUGCCAUUUUUAAGCAACUCCCCGCGGUCGCCCUGGGGUUGGAUAUAAUAUGUGCGGUUUAAGUCUUGGCACCAGGUAUUAAUCAGUUCUCUACGUAGCACUGCAAAAUUAGUCUUCACUGCUUGACCGCCUUCUCCGCACCCCUCCUACAGCUGCUAUUUUUAUGAAUUGGUAAAGUGCCAUAUUCAGUGCUGUACCCAGCUGUCGUAGGUUUGUGUAGGGCGGGAGGGGGAGAGAGUGUAGGGGCAUCUAUAUGAAAAGCAUUUUGAGGUAGUUAGCUGUGAAAAGAGAAGGGAGAGGAACAUUAAGGGAAAUGUUCCCUGCAUCCACUACACACUGCAUUUACUAAUCAAAUACUCUUUAGCCACUACACACACAAAUAUUCUUGAAAACAUUAAAAAAAAAAAAUCUGACUUGCAUGUAUAUUUUGUUUUUACCACUUAAUAAAAAAUGUAGAAAAUAAAAAUACAGUAUCGGUACCUGCUCUAAAAAAAUAAUGUCGAUCCCUAUUUCCUUGUACACACUACCAUGAUGAGCCUCCAAGCUAAAUUGUGAUUUGGGGCAGGAUAUAGAUCAAUUGAAGGCACCAUUUGGAGAACAUUUGAUAAACCACCAAAUUUUGUAGAUUACAAAGUUCUGGCAAGAUUUCCCUGCAAAACUGUAUAGCAUGGGUAAUUUUCCACUUAUGUUGGAGAAAUUGCGGUUCCAAGUGUACAAUUUAGACGGCAGUGUCCUAGAGUGUGCACUUCAUGGGAUAAUAUUAAAGAAGUAGUUGGUCAGGUUUUCCCUAAACCAGUGGUUUCCAAACCAGUCUUCAAGGCACUCCUACCUGUCAAGGAUUUAGAGUUUAUGCAGUGUCUCUAAAGUCUUUGGGUUUUUUUAGAAAAGAAAAUGUAAACAAAACUGGGUGAUCCCUAAAUUCUAGAUUGGUAGGGUGCCUUUGGGAACCAUUGACCUAUAUGCCUGGACAUUUCCCUGGCCACUUGAUGCCUCUAAGGAUCACUCUACACCCAAAACCACUUCAGCUUUUGAAUCUUAUAUUUAUUUUACAGAAAGUUACAUCUUAUGACCACCCAGGCGAGAAUAAAAUUUACAAUAGAGCAGUUGACUGUAAAGAUUGAAGAGUAUCUAAUUUUAAAGGGACACUUUAGGCACCCAGACCACUUCAGCUCAUUGAAGUGGUCUGGGUGCUGUAUCCCUUUUGCACCUAGUGCUGCAAUGUAAAACAUUGCAGUUCCAGAGAAACUGCAAUGUUUACAUUGCAGCUCUAAGUCUGCCCUCUAUGGCUGUCUACCAGACAGCCACUAGAAGGCUUCCUGAAUCUUAACGUAGUUGUCUCCCCCAUUCCUCCUCACAUCAGACUAACGUUGGAGAAGGGAAAUUCAGAAGCUUCUGGUUAUUUCUCCAUGAAGAAACUGAAUGUCUCUUCUGGGAUAGGAGGAGAGGGAUAACAAAGGCUACUACAUUCAUAAGUGCUGCACCCUUUGUAAGCUUUUUAGCUACAUUGAUCAGCUGCAACAUUAAAAACUGACAGGUGACGUGAAUAACAUUGAUUGUAUCAUUACAAUGUCACCUGUCAAAAGGUGGGUUUUAUUGGGCAGCAAGUGAAGUCUGUAAUUGAAUUUUGGAAGCAGGAAAAAUGGGCAAACUACUAGAUCUGAGUGACUUUGACAAGGGCCAAAUAGUGAUGGCUAGGCGACUAGUCUUGUGGGGUUUUCCUGGUAUACAGUGGUUAGUGCCUACUAAAAGUUGUGAAUGGAAGAACCACCAGUGAACCUCUGAUGCACGCGGGGAGCGAGUGCCAAUGGUCUGGUCCGAUCACAUAUCAGAACUACUGUAGCUUAAAUUGCUAAAAUACUUAAUGCUGGCCAUGAUAGAAAGGUGUCAGGACACACAAUGCAUCUGUUUGCUGCGUAGCUGCAGACCGGUCAAAGUGUCUGUGAUGAUCCGUGUCAACCCCCAAAAGCUGCUUCAGUGGGGAUGUUACAUCAUGCAAUGGAAGGUGGUUACCUGAUCUUAAUCACGUUUUCUUUUAGAUCAGGUGUGUCAUUUAUCCAGGGGAAGAGAUGGCAGCAGGAUGCACAAUAAGUGGAAGGUAGGCAGGCAGAGGCAGUGUUGUGCUCUGGGCAAUGUUUUUCAGGGAAACCUUGGGUCUUGGAAUCAAUGUGUGUUGCUUUGAUACAUACUACCUACCUUGAUUGUUGCAGACUGUUAACCCCUUCAUGCCUGUGGCAAACUCCCCUUUUUAACAGAGUUUGCUGUUUUGUGUCUGCUGUUCCAGCUUGCAGGGGAUUCAACGGGGAAAGUCCUUGUAAGGACUAGAGCUAAUUCCCCAUUCGGCUCCAGGAAGGAGCGGUUUCAGGGCCCCAGUCAAGCCACUGCGACCGGGCAGAAGUGCUGCGGUUUGUCCCCUGUUCCAGUUAGGAAGCGGUCCUUGGCAGAGGUACCCAGCCAGGGGUACAGGGAUCUCCGCUACAAUGCCAAUGGUGUUCCCUGGUGGCAAUGGCAUAUUAUGAGGAUAACGCACACUUCAAAAGUUGUUCAGGAAUAAUUUGUGGAACAUGACAAAGCGGUCAAGGUGUUUCCAUGGCUUCCAAAUUCCCCAGAUCUCAAUCCAGUUGAGCAUCUGUGGAGUGUGCAGGAACAAAUCUGAUCCACGAGGGCCUCACCUUGAAAUUUGCAGGACUCAGAAAAUGCUGCUUCUAUCUUGAUGACUAAUACCACACUACACGUUCAGAGGUCUUGGGGUGUCCAUGCUUUGAUACAACUGAGCUGUUUUGGCAGAACGAGGGAGACUUACACGAUAUUAGGCAGGUGGUUUUAAUGUGACUGGUCAUUGUAUAUCCCAAAGGCAACGUGCAGCAAAAAAUUGAAGUUUUCAUUGGUGGUAUAUCUGCUAGAUAUUCUCCUCUCCCAGUUUUUUGACAGUGAGGAAAACGGUCAAAAAUUUGCUGAGCAGUUUUAGCAGAGGCACAUGACAACACAAAUGAUCUGCCAUUGUUAACCAAAUCCUACCAUAUUUCCAAACAAGUGAUCUCUAGAUUGAUUUUAUUACCUUGCAUAAAAUACUAUUUGAGGUUCUUGGGGGUCCAUCACCCUCUGAGUUUCCUUUCUUUUAGGCAACUUCCAUGUUUUGUUUUUGUAGGAUUUCCUUUAAAAAAAAGUAUUUUCUUACUCUUAUAAAUAAGGCUUAGUGGGUGUUUUUUUUUCUUCCUUUGUAUUCUAAUUCCUGCUGAAAUAUUAAAUAUAUUUUAUACAAAAUGAAACUCCACAACAAAGCCAUUGUCUCUAGAGCAGGCGUUCAGACCCAAGCUGCAAGAGAAGCUUUAGCAGGGCUCAAGAUUUGUGAGUGGGCAUGCAGUCAUGGUGAGUCUCAUGAGCCUAAUGUGGAAAAAUUUAGUGGAGGGCUAAUACUGGUAUGGAAAUUAGUGUUACUAUUCGCUUGUAGAUAGGUCUAGUGAUAAAACCAAAAUACAGUCAACGCUUUGGAGGUGACAAAUGUUUGUCUGAUAGAUUUGUUAUUCAAAUUUUUUUUAUGUAGAGGCCAUUAUUUUACCUUGGAAUAAUGAAUGUGGGCCUCGUACAAUCUCAGAUUUUUCUGUGAUUUCUGGUCCAAUGGGGUUCUUCUCACCUUCGUUGCAUGACCUAAAGUUGCUGUACUCUUCUGAUCUCAAGCUUCUACAGAGGCAUUGAAUCCAGUGCGUUUCUAGGAGUAGGCAAAGUUUGGCAUCACCAUGCUUUGUGUCAUGCCAAAUGUGAAGACUUUAGAAAAUGCUAUUGUAGAAGAAAUGUGGAGAAUAUUUUAGUUGGGAUUGUUGCAUAAAAGUUUAAUGUAUUUUUUUUUUUUUUUUUCUCCCCCCACCCUAACAGGUCAUCAUGCAGAAAGGAACCACAGAAAAGAAGAUUAAAGUAAGUUCGAAACAUGGUGGCAUGUUUGAAGGAAAGUUUCCAUAAGUGAUUUACUUGAAGGUGUCUUGAAAAACUAUUAAAGGGGUCACUCUAGAAACUAUAACCUCUACAGAGAAUUGUUAGAGGGCCAUCCCUCAGUUUAAGGACUUGCUUUCAUUGCAGCCUGUGAAAUGAGUUUACGUUUUGAUGCUUCAAGAAGUACACUUUUAAUUUGGCAAAACUCUACUUGAGGGAGAAAAGUGUAUUCUGUUUGGCAGUUUCCAAAGCCGCCUUAGCUAUUUGACCAGUAGGUGUGGAACACUGGCAGAGGCAACGAGGCAAUUGCCUCCAGGUCAUUCUCUAGUGAGCACAGAGCAUUGCCGCGGUUACCACGGCAACGCUCCGCUUUUCACGAGAGUGAACUCUAGCCUCAGGAUCUGCAGGCUAGAGUUCACUCUCACCACUUGGACCACCAGGGAUUGCAGGAAAUCAGCAAAGAUAAGGGGGAGGGGAUAAAAAUUAAUUUUAAUUUUAAAGAAAUUCUAUAUUUAUCUGCCCCUUAAUACACACACACGUGCGCGCUGCCCCUCAAUGCGCGCGCGCUGCCCCUACCCACCCCCCGAUACACACUGUCACUAUUCCCUGGAAGGGCACCAUAACCACCACAGAGCGGUAGUGGUUAUACCGAGAUUAGGUUCUGGAUCCGCCCCUAGUGGGAAUAACUGGAUCAAAAUGGUGUGUGAUGUUUUUUUUGUUGUUGGUUUUUUGGUUUUUUUUUGUGUUUUUUUGUGAUGCAACGCCGUGGCAUAUCCUAAGCUCCUACAGGAUUUUGAUAUCUGACAAUGCUGUUUACUAAAGUUCCCAUUGAAGACAUUUUAGGCUUACUUGUCCUUCCAUUUGAUAUAUUUGAAAUAUUCUGUAUUCAUUAUAGGACAAAGAGCAACCCGAGAGGAAACUGAAACUGCAGGCAGAGCGUAAAGAGCGAGAACGGGCAAGAGAGGAAGCAAAGGCUGCCAAGGAACGAGUCAAAGAGGAGGCAAAAAAGAAGAGAGAUGAAGAGCGAGAGCAAAAGGAAAAAGAGAAGAGAGAAAAGAAGGAGAGGGAGGACAAGGAAAAGGCAGAGAAACUGCGAAUAAAGGAGGAAAAGAAAAAGGAAAAACUUGAAGCUCUUGAGUGAGUCUUUGAAAAAUGAUGGUAGUGUGGUGUUGGGGGGGGAGAAGAGGGGUGUGCAACGUAUUGUUGGGUAUAUAAAUGCCUAAACUGUUACAGCAACAGUGUGUGAUAUAGAUAUAUUUAAUAUAAAGAAAAUAUUGGUGAACUUGCAGCAAUGUCUACCUUAGGUUUCAAACUCUAUCCUGCCAGUUCUUAAAAUAUCCCAAAUAAGUGUAAAUAUUCUGAUUACCUGACCCAGCUCAGGUUUUGGUUACUGCUGGAUGAGGUGGCAAUGCACCUUAAGUUGAAAUCUACAGGAUGUUUUUCCUUUUUACUCACUGUCAAGUAUUUCGGUAGUGCAUGUGUAAGUAUUUACUAUAGAUGGACUUUCCCUCUCUCCCCCAAUGUAUUCUCAUUUCUUGAUGCUGAUAGAGUUGCUCUAUUUUAGUUAUGUAGGUGUUCAAAUAUGUGCCAUAUCUACAUGAGUGACUUGUGACAAUACAUAGUGUUGGUCAUUUUGCUUACUCUGUACAGGGCUAAGCAAGAAGAGAAACGGAAAAAAGAGGAAGAGAAACGAGUGAAAGAGGAGGAAAAGGUAGUUUCUUAUUUACAGAAUGAAUCAGAUAUUUGUUAAUCCUGUUUAGUGGUUAUGGUACUUGGAGUGUACAUGUAAAGUCUUAGAGAAUCUACCUAGCUUGUGUUGAAUGGUUUAAAGCAUUUUGACAAAAAAAACUGCUCUCCUAAUAUCUAAAUCUUCAUUCUGCUACAGGCUAUCUAAUGCAAAAGUGAAUGUCCAUAUUGGCUGUUUUGGCUAACAUUUGACCAGCCAUAGUAUGUGGUAUUUGCAGUCAAGUUUUGAAGUUCACUUUUGCUUAAUAAUCUACAGCAGAGGGUGUGUGAGCUUUAGGUAGAGGAAGAAGCCUCAUUUCCACUUCAUGCGCUUUUAUUUUUUUGUAUAUGUGUGUAUGUAUAUAUGUGUAUUUUUUUUUUUGUUUUUUUACACAACCAGAGGACAUGGCAACAAUAUAUCAUUUGCACUGUUACCAUUACGGUGAGCUCAAUUUGAUUUAUGAUCUGCAAAGUUAUUUUAGAUAUGUGCAUUUCUGCUUUGUUGCUAGUUUAUUGUAUAGCUGUGGCCUUGUUUUAAGUUUUUUUUUUUUAUGGAACAAAUACAAGACUACUCUAACGUUUAUUUUACAGCGAAUGAAGGCAGAGAAGGCAGAAAUUAGACGUUUUUUUCACAAACCCAAAAUUCAGCACACUCCUAAGGUAAAAAUACAAGUUGCAUUUCAUUAAAUUAUUUUGGAUAUAUCUAAUGAAAUAGAGGGGAGGUUGAGUGGAAUGGUGUAGUACAUAAAUUGGACCUGCCAACAAAACCAUAAAUCUGAUGUUGCCUAUAGUGUCCUUGCACUUUCCCAGUUUAAUGUCAAAACCAGUGCUAUUCCAUACAUGGAGGUAUUUCCUUAUCUUGAAUGAUCUACUAAAAACUUUCAGGCAUUCACGUGUUCUCCUUCUGUCUGUUUAGUAGGGAUCGACCGAUUAUCGGUUUUACCGAUAUAAUCGUCCGAUAUUCGGUAUUUUCGGCAAUAUCGGUAUCGGCCAAUUCAGAUACCGAUAUUGCCGAUAAUACCUCCUAGGACCGCCAGGCUGGAGGAGCUGCUGGGAGGUGAGUAAGCGCUUGCUCCCCCAAAGCUCAGCCAAUGCCACUGGACCACCAGGGAUUGCUAUAUCCCCCCUCCCUGGCCAGGCAACAAGCAGGGAGGGGGGACAACAAAAAAAAAUUAAAUCUAAAAAAUAAUAAUUUAAUAAAAAAAAUGCCCCCUCACACACACUCCAUUAUAUACACAUACACUACACAAACACACUGUGUAUAUAAUGCAGUGUGUGUGUAUAGUGUGUAUACAAUGCACACAAAUACACACUGCAUUAUAUACACACACUAUACAAACACACACUGCAUUAUAUACACACUACACAAACACACUGUAUAUAAUGCAGUGUGUUUGUGUAGUGUGUGUAUAUAAUGCUGUGUGUGUGUAUAAUGCAGUGUGUUUGUAUAGUGUGUAUACAAUGCACACAAAUACACACUGCAUUAUAUACACACACUAUACAAACACACUGCAUUAUAUACACACUACACACACUGUAUUAUAUACACACCACACAAACACACUGUAUAUAAUGCAGUGUGUUUGUGUAGUGUGUUUAUAUAAUGCAGUGUGUUUGUGUAGCGUGUUUAUAUAAUGCAGUGUGUUUGUGUAGUGUGUUUAUAUAAUGCAGUGUGUUUGUGUAGUGUUUAUAUAAUGCAGUGUGUUUGUGUAAUGCAGUGUUUGCAUAGUUUGUGUAUAUAAUGCAGUGUGUUUGUGUAGUGUGUUUAUAUAAUGCACACUACACAAACACACUGCAUUAUAUACACACAGUAUACAAACACACUACAUUCACUAUACACACACUACACAAAUACACACACACUUUGCAUUUACUUUAUGCACACUACCCACACACUACACAAACACUCUGCUUUCAUUAUAUACACACUACACUAAUACACACUGCAUCCACUACACACACUCGACAAAUACACACUGCAUCCACUACACAAACACACAUUGCAUCCUCAACACACACUACACAAACACACAAUGCAUCCACUACACAAACACACGCUGCAUCCACUACACACACUACACAAACACACACAGCUCCCCUGUCUAAACACACUGCAUCCACUACAUGUGGCAUGUAUAUUUUGUGCAUUUACCUUUAGAAAUAUUUUUUAUUUUCCAAAAUGGUAAAUGUACAGAAUAUCGGCUAUCGGCCUGAAAGUUCACAGAAUAUCGUUAUCGGUAUCGGCGCUAAAAAAUCAAUAUCGGUCGAUCCCUACUGUUUAGCUUUAUUUAUUACUAGUUAUUUUAAUAGGGGAAAAAAAACCUCUUGAUUAAAACGUACCUUUAAUCCAGAAACAGGCCAGGUCCUCUGUUUCCAUGCCCCAUCCGUCAUCUGCGGUCCAAUCAACUGCUUAACAUAAAGAAACCUUUGAUUGGGCCGUUUCACCGUCUCAGAGCGUGUAUGUGGAGAAAAGGGAGGGCUUUUUACUACAUAUAAAAGUAAAUGUGGAAAAUGAAGGGAAGGAUGAGACGCUGAAGCUUCUCCUUGCAAGCUCAUUAUAUCUGUCACCAGCACAUAGUGCACACUGACAGAUAAAUAUUGUAUAAAAUUGAUCAGCUCUACGGAAUUUGCUGGUGCUAUAUAAAAAAAAAAAAUACAAAAUGGAGAAAUAAAGUAAACAGAGUGCAGGUCAGGAGUCCGGAUACAAGUCAGGGGCUUGUGAGCUGCACCACUGUAACCACCUAAUAGGGAGCUCCAAUAAGGGGGUUACCCUUCGAAAUAUGCUGGAAAUUGGUGAAUGUGAUGUAUAGAAUACCACAAGGGGAAACUAACAUCAGGAGACCUCCACUGGUAUCAGAAAUGAAGUGUGGGGGGGGGAGUGGAGGGAUUUGUUUGCAUAACCCUUUUAUCAUUGGAUGGAUUAAAGCUUCCUCAUUUCUUAUACCAGUGGAGCUCUCCUGAUGUUGGUUUUCCCUUGUGGGAUAUACAUCACUUUCUCCUAUUUCAUAAUUAAUAAAAUAAAAUGCUAAUUUCUCUGUAUGAACAGCGUUUCAAGAAGAAACACUGCAUAUUCCAACUUCUAUCACUAUGACCAAUAAAAGCGGAAGCGGUCGUGGUAGUUUGAGUAAUUGUUUAAGGCAACUGUCAAACUUUAGAUCUGAAGCAAAACCUAGUAUUUGUACUUUGUACCAUUUGCAAUAAUUUGUUCUCUCACUCAGUUAUAUCUUAGUUGAAGGACACUUUGUGCUUUGUCUUGCUAUGUUGCAUGUAUACAUAGUAUCUAUUAAAUGGGAAGUGAAGGAAAACUUUCAGUUUUAUGAACGAUUGUUUACACAUGAAGUUCAACUAAAGAAAGCUCUGUAUAUUAACAAUGUCCUGACUGUUAAAUACCUCAUAUGGCUAGCAUUUCAGUUAAAAAGAUGGGGGUGCAAAUAAAACCACAUUUGUAGACUUAAUUUUUUUUUACUGCAAAUUUCCGACCAUUUAAAUCCCAAUAAUUUAAUAACCCCAUGCUUGCAUUCUGCUACUGAUUCAGAGUACAAUUCUUCAAUGUAUUACUUUGCCAGGUUUUGUAGGCACUUUAGGGGUUAAAAAUGGCUCACUUAAGGGUUCUAGGUGUUGCCAUUCUGACCUGCAUCACUCUUUAAUGUGGGCUGGCAAGGGCUAGAACUAGAGUCAAUCUCCUCUAGCCUUCCCUCUGUAGAGGGAUUCUGUUUCACAGAGCACUUUGUGUGAAUACAUGAGGGAGAUCUUACUCAUGGUGCAGAUUCAUUAUUUCACUCACGGUGAUUGGUGCUGGGCAGCAUGCACAAUUUAGCGCUGAGGUCUAUUGGCAGGGAAACCCAGUGGGGUUGUUUUGGCUCCUUGACCCCCAGCCACUGUGGUUUUAAAGGCCUGUGUGCAGUUAUCACUUGGAGCGAAGCACAUGACUCACUGGGUUAGUGUUAGGCCAUUAAAUAUGGCCCUAGGUAUCGAUUGUUACAGAUAUCUCAAGUGUGGGCAGGAAUUUAACUCUGAAAACGACAGGACGUUUAUAGCACACUAUCUCUGUUGGAAUGAAACUUACUAUGAACUGUGAAGGGUUUUGGUUUUACUAAAGUUCUGUUUAGAUUCUAAAGUAAAUAUAAACUUUGUAUGUUCCAAAACAGUGUUUUUCAUUUGCAAGUUCCUUCAUGGUUGUAUUUGACCUGAGUAGGACGCUUAUGGCUCCUUUAGUGUCCCCACUACAUCUGACUCCACUUCUUCUAAACCUUUAGGUCAGAAAUGCAAAUUCAGCAAUCUUUUAUGAAUUUUAUUCAAUCCACUAAAUUGGUUUUUGGCUUUAUUUAAAACAAAAAGUUUAUAUUUAUAACUCUUGAAGAUCUGGUAUUGUUUCCUCUCUCCACAAUCUUAGACUUUUGCCAGUUCUUGUGGAAAGUUUGCCCCUUUUGAAAUUAAGAAGAACAUGGCUGUGGCCCCACUGUGCCGAGUUGCGUUUGAGUCAGAAGCCUCUGAGCAGCUGGACAAGUUUCUUCAGGAUCAAAACUCCAAGUUGUCCUUCUUGUCAGAAAUAAAGACGCGGAAGCCAAGAAGAAUGGGGCGGACUUUGGUGCCACAGGUGUCAGUCCUGAGCAGGUGUGACAUUAAAUCUCCACCAAGAAUUGUAUUUGUACUGAUGUGCCCUAUGCAAGGUUACCUUUCCCUUAACACCUUAAGGACGGCAGGGGUUCUAUGCCAUCAUUAUUUGGGUGGUCCUAAACGCCGGCGGCAUAUAAUGUCCCUGCCGUCCAGGGGACUUACCCGGUCCCUGCCGAUCCCACAGCGGCGGUCACAAUCCGGGGGGCUGUCUGGGAGCUCAAGCAGCACCAUUCUGCAUGAUCCAGCCCUCCAGGGCCAUGUGAUCGCGGGGUCCUUGCUAUCUAAUGGCCGGAAUAGCCGGCUCAUUCAGUGCCUGCCUGAGCUCUCAGGCUGUCCCCCUGCUGCCUGUAAAGUUUUAAAAGUUAAGUUUAAAAAAAGUUUAAAGUAAGGUAGUUAGAUCAUACUUAUUUAUAUGUGUGUGUAUAUGAUUUAAGUACUUUUAUAUGCACAUACACACAAACUAUUCUAAGUGUAUUUUAAUUAUAUAUAAUUUUAUAUAUGUUAAAAUACACUUACAAUGACGUUAAAUAUGACAACGCAGGUAGAAAGUCCAGAGAAUAUAGUUCGCACGCCCUAAAUUUUUACCCUGUAACUUUCCAAGACACCGUAAAACCUGUACAUAGGGGUACUGUUUUACUCUGGAGAAUUUGCUGAACACAGGUUUUAUGGUUUUGAAACACAAAUUUAUCACAACAAUGUUAUCUGUGAAAGUGCUGUUUUUUGUUUUUGCAUUUUUCACACAAACUGCACUUUCACACUAUAGAAUUGUUGUCACAACUUGUACAACUGGCUCAGUCCUUAAGGAGUUAACACAUAAACCAGUUAGUGCAUUUGUCUACUUUUACGGUUAAGUGUGAAUUCAGGGUAAUUCAAAGUGAAUUAAAAUUAUAAUUCAAAAAAGCCAAUCUGAAAAAGCUCAGUCAGCUAUUUUGACCUUAAAUUUAUUAAAGUUCUCUUUGAAUUAACACUUUAGUGAAUAACACUGUUUGUGUGGGUAUAUUUGUUUAACUUCAUAGUUCUCAGCAUUUUGUUUUCAAAUUCACUUUCUAAACCUACCUUUACUAUAAGGAAAGGAGAGAGACUGGGUUGAAGGUUACUCUGGGAGGCCCUUUUUGAAGCUAUGUGCAUCAAAUAGCCCAGUGAUGUGGAGUAUGCUACCACGAAACUAUAAAAUGUAGUAAUUAACAGCAUAUAUAAAUAUGGGGACAUGUUGUAUCAGAUCAUAACCUGUAUUUAAAAUUAAUGAAUCAUGGCAGAACCUCCAGGAAAUGUCCUGGCAUUGAUUAGACUAGCUGCAAAAUUUAGGCAACUCCACUUUUGAAGCUUGUAAAAGAGCUGCUAAAUUUAUGCUGUUAACAAGGGUACAUAUGAAUACAAACCAUGAGUCUUUACGUCUUUAAAAAAAGAAAAAUGUUUUAUUUGCCCUUUGAAAAAAAACGGCUGCAAAGGUAGAACCUCAGAUUCCAAUAUGCUAAUAGAAACUGAUAAAACUUAAAGGUAAUCAAACCUAAACAAAAUGUUAUCACACCAGAAAAAAAGUUGAAGGCAAACUUUAACGGUUUUCAGAAUUACAGGAUAAUUUCACAACAAAACAUUAAAGAAACAGUAGUGUCAGGACUACAAACAUGUAAGUCAUUAUGCUGUAGUUCUAAUUUAGUUGUAGAUAUAGUUCUAGUGCAGUUUAGGUCCUUGUCCUUGUUCCUGUUUAUAUAAAGCUGCACGUGACUUGUGGCUGGCUCUGCUCCCCGCUCCGUCUCCCCAUAGGAAAUCAUUGGAAGACUGUUGGGCAUGCGCAGCCAUUUGCAUGGCCUCGCCAAUCGGCAUCUCCUCAUAGAUGCAUUGAAUCACUACAUCUCUGAGGAGCGUUCGUCUCCAUGCAGUGCGUAGAGACACUGAACCUCAAAUUUGUGGUUUGUCUGUGUGCCGGACAUUCACUCUGGUGCCAACUCACAUUUGGUCUCUUCUUGGUGCUGUCCAUGGGGUUAGAUUUGUGGAAAAUCCCACUCAUAUCAGACCUCUGUAAAGGCUCAUAUUGCACACUGUUAUCACUCUUGUAUAGCCAUGCUUUAAUGUAUUACUCCACCUGAGACUUCAGGUUAUUUACACGGCUCCUCUGCUACUCCCUCAUCCAAGGAAACUGGUAACUCUUUGUUUUGUUUGGAACAGAAUUCUGUGGUGGUGUAAGAUUAUUUUCCUUGCUGGGUGGGAACAUUGUAAGACUUGUCUGUCCAUGUCUCCUUUUUAUGCCUGGCUACUAGCAUAGGCCUUAAAAUAAUUGUGCUCUGCCACCGUUUGCCCUAGUUUUGUAUUGCUACCCAUUCUCCACGUUCCACCACUUGUGUUUCUCUGCCAAUACCGCACUUUUCCCCAACUUCUCCCAUGCUGUCCAUGUCCCUUUUGUCCCCACUACUAAUCUGUCACUCCCUGCUCCUCCUGCAUUGGUAUUUGAAGCAUGGUCGAGCGUCAUGGGAGCCGGAUAUGCCAGCAGUCAAGCUUUCAGGCCCAGCUAUAAUGUAACUUCCCAACUCUCGAUCAACAAAUAGUCCAAGACCUCUUACAGUUCCACCUGAGCAUGAAUGCUGCUAUUAGAGGACCUCCCAAGUCUGCUCGACCCUAAAUCUGCUUAGAAAACGGCACUUUUGUGCGAUUUUUUUUUAAGGAAUAUCUUGACUGAUCACAAUUGUAUUGGGAUGGUAAUAAACCACACAGCCCUAGUUUUUAACUCAGUUAAAGGUUUUCAAUUUGUUUUUAUAACUUUAACACUAGCCUGCUGUAGUGAUUAGGGUGACAGUGGCAUCCCACUGUAUGUAAUCAAACAAGUUUAAUUAUAGUUUGGCAGCUUGCCCAUUUCCCACAGGCUGUCCGCACCUCUUGGUUCCAGUAUUCUUUUGCAGGAGAGCUAAACAUAUUAUCUUGAAGACCGCAAGCAGGUGCUCCAGUAGUAUGUUUGUCCGGCCUCAAACUGUAAAACUAUACUAAAACUUUUUUUUUUUUUUUUUUUACUAUGGUACCAGAACUGGGACUGUUAUGUUUAAGUUUAAAUCAGUAACUGAUCUCGCCUCUCUUCUUUUGGCAGUGAUAUGAUGGAAAGUGAAGUGGAUGAGGUACAGAUCUUAGAAGAUCCAGAAGUGGUACUUGAUGGGACGUUUAUGCAUGAAUCGCUUGUCAAUCAGAAUCCUGUUCCUGAGAGACGGAAAUUUGGAAGAAUGAAGCUGCUACAGUUCUGUGACAAUUACAGACCUGCUUACUGGGGCACAUGGAACCGUAUGAGUUCUGAAAUAUCUGCACGCAAGCCGCUGGCUCAGGACAAGGUAUGUAUACUGUUGCUAUAUGCAUUCAUGAUUUAUUCUUCGGAAUUAUUGUAAUAGUGAACACAGUCCGUGAUGCCAGAUUAGUUAGCUGACAACCUUUCAAACAAUUGCAGGUCUGGCCUACGUGCAUAUAAUUGUAGAUGAAUAAUUACUCUUUAGUAGUUUAAUGGUGCGCUAUUAAAACCCAAAUGUUUAAAGAUUUCACAUGGCCAAACUCUAGUGAUACUAGAUUUCGUGAAAAUUUGAUAUGAAGUUACUGGGCAUCCAGAUAGCACUUUGUAGAACAGGUUAAACUUGCAGGAUUUAUUUCCUCUCAAAAGUCUGUUUUCCUCUGUGGACUAUCUGUGCCCUGCACCCUUCUCUCCACCCCCCAAGCCCCCUACUUUUUCAAGUAGAAAGUAACACUUUAUUUCAUUAAGAACAUAAAAACACUUUUUUUUUUUUUUUGGCACCAGCCCACUGGUGUGAGAGGGUGACUUAAAGUAGAACAGAAGGUGACACAUAAAAUAAAGCAUUCAGGUUGACAACAUAUGCAAUCAUACAGUGUCUAACAAACAUUAUGACCAAUGAGUUGGGGGUUUGUAUGUAAGAGAAGGAGCUAUCUCGAUGUGGGAAAGCUAUUGGGGGACCCUGGGCUGGGUGGGCUUUAAAUGUGCAUGAGGAUGCUUAUGUAGAACAGAUCGGGGGUCUGUGUGUACAACUUUAGAGUUAGUCACCAGAUUAUUAUUACAGUAACUGUGAGACAUGUGAGAGAGCUACUUACCUGCCAGCUGGCUGCUAUACAGCCCAGGAGGAUAGCAGUUGCUUGUAGCUUGGGAUAGCCGGUAGUGGCCUGAGCUUAUGGAUGCCUCCAUGCUCCACUAGCAUGGGCUAGAGUGCUAACUUUCAUAUCGUGGGGGGGGAGAAUCCGGCCAUGUACCGGUGGAAAACCUGUGCAGGGUACGCUAUGUGUGAGGCUUUGUAAACUGUAGAUUGCAAAAGAAAAGAUAAAGAACUUCUAACCAAAUAUAAAGCGAACAUUUCCCUAACUAGGGAUGAUGUGGGACACAAAAAUAGUCUGGAGUUUCAGGUGGUUAUCGCUGCAUAAGUGCCUAGCCAGGUGCCCUGCGGUAUAAACGGGGGUAAUAUUGGCCGAAUCCCAUCUGCUAGUCGAGGCAUUGUUUUCUGACUCCAGCUCGUGGCAAUGCGUCUUCUGGGAUGCCCAGGGUCUGCAGUAUUGAUUCUGCUUCUUGCAUAUUCUGCACAGUGAAGUGUCCCCUUGCUGGAUUUGUAGCAGAUGUUACGAUCCCGAAGCAGAGUGGUAAAGGGCCUCAUCGCUCUUCUCCAUUGAAGUAUAUGCCCAGUGAGGGCUGUAUUUUCGAAGGAGUAGGGAGAUACUUCCUUGAGUGCCGAUAAUACUGCCGCUUAGUCUGCGCCAUUGUGGAAUUUCACCACCAGGUCUCGAGUCGCCGUGUCAGGUGCCCUUCGGGGUUUAGGCAUGCGAAAGACCCCAUCUGGUAUCACGUUUUUGGUUCUAGUGAGGCAAUUCCUCUGUCGGCACCUCCUCUGGGACAUCUCGUACCUUAAGGUUGUUGCGUCACCUAGCAUUGAGAAGCAUUACUCCGUUAGGUUCUUAAGCACAGCCAUUUCGAUCCAGAGCUCCACUAGGGAUUGAGUUGCAGUCUCCGUAGAUGCCUCCACUUUGCCCAAGUGGCUCACCAUUCCCUUGAGGUCUGUGCGGAGCAGUGCCAUGUCAGCUUGGAUGUUUUUUUUGUUUUUUUUUUGGAGGUCCCCCAGCAUUGCCUUAAGGGUUGCAGCCAUUACAGGUGCUGAGGUCUAUGGGGCUGGCUGUAGGGGUAGCCCUAUAUUGCUGUCAUCCAGGGACAGAUCCUUCGAGGAGUCAGCGAGAUCUGAGUUCGGCGGCCAUCUUGGGCUCCUUGUGCUUGUCAGAAAAGUUCCCCUAUAUUCAUGCCCAACCAGGGCUUAUCAGGCUUCUGCUUCUUUGUCUUUCUGCCCAUGGUAAGUUUGGUGUCUGAAUCAGUGUUUUUCACUCUGUGGUAGCCGAAAUUCGGUAUUAUAUUAGGAUCGCUCACGGAGCUCAGUUUGCAUGGGUCAGUCUCUUUCAGACGCUAGGCUCCAUAGAGAAUCCCUUUGAAAAUUAGGAACUAGUGCAUUGUAUAUUACAAAGCAGAUGGUGCACAGGUUUUCAAUUUAGAGCUUGAUCAUUGCAAAUUGUUUUUUUUAAAAGAACUUAUAUAAUUUUAGAGGAAAUGCAGAUGGACAAGUGUAUGGAAACUCAAAGUAUGAUAUAUGUCCCUUCAACAUACUCCUCGUAUGUCUUUUCAGAAGUUGCUGGAUUAUGAAAUGGACAGUGAUGAAGAGUGGGAAGAGGAAGAACCCGGAGAGUCCUUGUCUCACAGUGAGGGGGUGAGUGACUUUCAUGUCAUUUGAAGAGCUACUUUGAAGUGUUAACCUGUAAUUCCUUUACUCAACUCGACACAUAAUGCAAGCUAAUGUUUUGUUUGGUUUUCUUAUGAAGCCAACUCUAAAAAUUGUUAAAAAUAUGCCCACUGACAAGCUAAAAAGUGUAAACAAAAAUACAUUUCUUUUAACAGGAUGAUGACGAUGAGCCGAAGGAGGACGAGGAAGAUGAUGAUGGAUUCUUCGUUCCUCAUGGUUACUUAUCAGAGGAUGAAGGGGGUGCUUCUGAUGAGGUAAUAUGCAUCUUUUUUCUGCAAGAGUCACAUUUUUGGACUUAUGUGGAAUCUAUUUAACUUUUAUUUUUAUACCUUAAUUACAUUUUGCUUUUGAAGUUUAGAGUAAUUGUAUAUGAUCACACCGUUUUUGGGUAAUUGCAUUCUAGCUGCUUCUGUAACAGUGGGCUUAGGUUUGCUCUAUCCUUAUUGGAUUAAGGAGGGUUUGGGGUAGCAUUAAGGGGUUUAGAAUUAGGGAGAUGGCAAUUCCUCUGUUAUGGUUAAAACCAUCAAAUUGUGACAACCAAACACAGCUUGACAGGUCUUCAACGUCUAGUUGCUACUUUUUUUAUUAUAUAAAUGUUAAUGCCGUGGUUUCUAGGUGCCAAGGAGAACACCAGUUUCUUUCACAGUAUAACUAUCUGGGAAGAGUACUUCUAAGGGCAUAUUGCUUCGUGUAGCUGAAGCAAUAUGUCCAGUUCUGGUGUGUAUAGCAUGUCCUUGCAGACUUUUAAUGUAAGCACUGCAUUUUCAAAGAAAAGGUAUUGUUUUUAUAUUACUGCCAUUAGAGGUGCUUCUUGUCAGUGCUACACAAUGUGCAACACUAACAUUUAGCGUCUCCACACUCUGCAUGGAGAAACUGAACGCUCUUCAUAGAGAUGCAUAUCUGAGGGUAUGCGGAUUGACACUGCCAGGCGUUUGGUGGUAAAUGCGCAACAGCCCCCCAAUGCUUUCCUGUGGAUAAUAUUUAUAUAAUAAAACUUCAAAAGCCCUUUUCUUAAUUUUGAUAUUUAAUUUGUUUAGCAGAUAAUUCUAUUUUUUUAUCCUUAUGUGGGAUUGACAUAUUUAAGGAAACCAAAUUAGGGAGCCAUCUACUAAAUAUACACUGGUAUAUGCAUAUACAGAUAACCAUAGAUAUGCACACAAAGGGACACACAUUUAGUAAUUACGAGGUCCACCCAGCCUCCCUACCUUGCUCUAGAUCAGGGGUUUUCAACGUUAGUCCUCAGGACCCCCUACCAGUCCAGGGUUUAGGGAUUACCUGGGUGUGUCUAAGGUGUUUAGAAAAAGAAAAAAAAACACCUUAGAGUCUAAGGUGUUUUUUCCCCUUUUUCUAAACACCUGAGACACACCCAGGUAAUCCCCAAAUCCUGGACUGGUAGGGGGUCCUGAGGACUGGGUUAAGAACCCCUGCUCUAGAUGGUCUGGAGUGGAUCCUCUCCCUGAAGGCCAGUGGUUACUGCUGUGAUGGGAUUACUGUGCUAUUACUGCACAGGUUCCCUGCGUGGCUAGCAGUGAUGCCAGUGUUGGGAUGACAUAAUAACCCAGCUUUCUGCUCACUGCGGGGCAGGUGCGAGCUGUGCAGAAAGAGCGCAUUAAGUAGUGAACUACAUGCCUCCCUCGCCAGACAGCAACUGGACUGCAUUAGAAGCGGUUCAGGGCGCAUGUGGGCCACUGGUUGUAUACGCCUGUUCUAAACCGAAUUCCUAGCAUAACAAUACUUGACCAAGCAAGUCCACUUUCAAUGACUAGGCUGAAAUUGAGAAUAUUCUGUCAAACACUUAAAUUUAGUGUCUAAAAUCUAAUUUGUGAUUUUACAGGACCGCAGAGAUCCAGAGAACCAAAAGGUGCAACAGCGACUGAAGGCAAAAGAGUGGGACGAGCUGCAGACUAAAGGAAAACGGAUACGUGUACUGCAGCCUGUAGUUGUUGGGUGCAUAUGGCAGGGAAGUAGUGCAGCAGAGAUUAGACGUCUUCUGAGAUUUUCCGUCUGUGUCCUAGAGUCUCCUCCAGCAGAGGAUGACCUGGCACAGGAAAACAGUUGCAGCCGAAAUUCAAAGGAUCGACAAAGUAAGUUUUGUUGGAGUGCGUGUGUUGACUUUCCUUUUUCUUCAGUUCUUCAUUAAAUGUUCUAAUGUUCCUUUCCUAUCUUUCCUUUCCAUGGUCAGUCCUAUCCCAACUGCUUCCUUUGCUUCAUGGAAAUGUCAAUGGCAGUAAAAUAAUCAUCCAUGAGUUCCAGGAGUACUGUCGCCAGGGUCUAUUUUCAGAAGGAGAAACCAGCAGUACAUCAGUUGGAGUGACCUCAAAUUCGAACAGUCCAAACACGGCCCAGCAAACGCCAAACAUUACAGUGCCCUCUAAAGCUUGUUUGAAGCGUUUAAUAUCAGAGAACUCUGUUUAUGAGAAAAGGCCAGACCACCGAAUGUGUUGGUAUGUGCAUUCUGAGGUUCUGAAGACCUUUGAGCAAGAGAAUCUUCCUGUGCCCUGUCAGUGGACUUAUAUCACACAAAACUAUUCAUCACGAGAAGAUUGUGGGGUUUCUGCAGGAUCAGUGCAUUCCACACCUGUAUCCAGCAAGCGAAAGUCUGCAGGCAGCAUGCCAAUAACAAAAUUCAUGAAAAAAGCAAAGGAGACGGUGAGUCACAUAAAAUGCAAAGUAGUCCUCUGCCUUUGCUACUCCCAUCUACUGUUGCCUUGCCAAUCAGGUUCACUGAAAUUUAACUUUGACUUUACAAGAGUCUUAAUUUUAUUCCAGGACUGUGGACCAUUGAUAUGAUACACUAAAGAGCCACAUUCUGCCUUUCGUCUUGUUUCAUAGAUUGUCUUCCAGAAUUUAAUGUUUUAAUUUUAUCUUUCUGUUAACUUUUUUCCAUUUGAAUUAUGAGUCAAAAGUAGUAACUUAUAUCUUCACUACCAGGAACAAGCAUGAUUUGCUGUUAUUGUAGGUUGUUUUCCUCCUAGCUAUCUUUAGCCCUUUGUAAGUUAUUCUGCAUGGUAAGGAUAAGGCUUUUGCACACUGUUCUAUCCUGUGUGCAAAACUUUAUCCUGACUAGGCUUCAGUGGUAUCUUUAAUUAGCACUUAUAAGAAGACAUUUAGAUUUGCCAUGUGAUUGUUAAUUCUGAGGGUUUGUUAAACUUCGACCUAAAUUUUCACCACAGUUUUACUUUUGUAUUUAGUUAGAAAAGUACAGUUGUCUCCAUAUUUCAAGUGUCAAAUUAGCUUAAAGGGACACUACUGUCCAAAUAAAAAUCACUUAGUAGAUAUGCCCCAAAUUAAAGCAUGCAUGCAUUCAAUUAAAGGAUCACUGUAGGGUCAGGAACACAAACAUGUAUUCCUGACCCUAUAGUGUUAAAAGCACCAUCUAGUCCCCCUGUGCCCCUCAUGCCUCCAUAAAUAUAGCAACAUCUUACUGUAUUCAAGCCAGAAGCUGUGGAUCUGCAUGCUGUUUGCCUCAAAAAGUCUGCUGACAUCAUCAGAAGUGGUAGCAUGAUCCAAUCACAAUGCUUCCCCAUAGGAUUGGCUGAGACUGACAAGGAGGCAGAUCAGGGGCAGGGCCAGCAUGAUUCAAACACAGCCCUGGCCAAUCAGCAUCUCCUCAUAGAGAUGAAUUGAAUCAUUGAAUCUCUGAGGAAAGUUCAGUGUCUGCUUGGAGAGGGAGGAGAUACUGAAUGUUGGUAAGGAUUUUAGGCAGCCAUGACCAAGGAAGGAUCUCUAAUAGCUAUCUGAGGAGUGGCCAGUGAAGUUAUCACUAGACUGUAAUGUAAACACACUGCAUUUUCUCUGAAACGAUAGUAUUUACAGCAAAAAGACUGAAGGUAAUGAUUCUACUCACCAGAACAAAUUCAAUAAGCUGUUUUUGUUCUGGUGACUAGUGUCCCUUUAAGCAUUUUUUUUACUGGAUUAUAUCUAAAAUCUGCUUUGAAAAGCUGCAGAUCUCUUGUCUGCAGCUUUUUGUAAGAACUUUCCUUCUUCCCUAGCAAAGUUUCUGUGGCUGUCCAAUCAGACUUUCCAGUGCAGCUCAAUGAGAAGUCUUUGCUAGGCAGGUGAUCUGGACAGUUGCUGCCUCUUGAGUUUAGCUCCACUGAGCUAAACAAACAAGGAAGGUAACCUGUUGUCCAACAGCCAGGGGUGUAACAAGGUACAUUUAUAAAAGUACCAAUUCCUAUUGAAAUGACAGGAGAGCUAUGUUAAUGCCAUGUGUUAUACUACUUUCUGCCGCAGGGAAGGGGGUUUAUUCAGUAAGAAUAGCGUAAUGUAAUAAUGAUGCACCAGGGCUUCUAGCUCUGAAUAUCUGACAUUGUAGUUUUCAGAGCUGCAAUAUGGCCCUGACUAUUGGGUACUCCUCUCCGAUCACUGUGUGAACAUGCUAAACUUACUGUUGAGAGGAACUGAGGAGAGACUCUACGUAUUACACACUUGUAAACCUAUGUUAAGGUUUGAUAUUAAGUUUUUUUUUUUCACAAUAGUUUGCAAUUAACAAAUCAUUGAGGAUUAGGCAUUUGUCUACUACAGAUAUAACCGUUGUCAUGCAAUAUUGCAGUGCUGAUAUAACUGGACUUUGUCACACUGGUACUAAAACUGAUGUGAUUGGUGAAUGAUUACUGCUACUCAGCUAAAACCAGUGUUUGUGAAAAUGUGCUUGUUGCAAAGUAAAUACUCCUUACAACCCAAAAAAAAACUAAUUGGUAAAAAAAAGUGUUAAAUUUCCUAUUUAUAGUGCUCCUCUAAUUGCAAUGAGGUUUAUAAUGUUUCAUCUAAACACUUAUCUUGGUAACAUGCAAGAGCAAUGAAAAAACAGUAACACUGAUAUUUCAGUACUUUAAGAAGACAUAUCUCCUAAACCAAGAAGGUGCAAAAAUCAAAUUCUUAUUAUGAAAAUUUUAAAUUAUAGCAAUUAUACAGUGUCAUGCAGUAAAGGAAAGAUUGGUCAUCUAAACUGUGAUAUUGUGGAAUAUAGUAAUAUGCUAAAUAGUAAAACUAGGCAGUAGUAUUUUAACAAUGAAAAUACAAAUCAAAUGCAAUGGCAAUAUUUUAGUGACCCAUUAUAUUACUUUGUAUUAUGUUAUACAAAGUAUCGUUAAAGGUAUACUCUAGUUCCAGGAAUACAAAGCUUUAUUCCUGGCACCGCCCUCCCCCCUUCAUCCCAGCGCCGCCUCUUCCGACGUCACUGAGGCGGGGACGCUAAUGCGCAGCUAGUGUUGUGUACAUUAGACCUCCCCAUAGGAAAGCAUUGAAUAAAUGCUUUCCUGUAGGAAAAUAGCUGACGCUGGAUGUCCUCUUGCUGAACUUGUCAGUCAGCAGACCAAAAGUCUGUUACCAUUCCGGAAGCGCCUCUAGUGGCUGUGUUAGUGCUGCAAUGUUUACACUAAGUGCAAUAUGAACACUGCACCCAGACCACUUCAAUAAGCUGAAGUGCUCUGGGUAGCUAUAGGGUCCCUUUAAGGGCAACACUAGGCAGCCUCCUGAAAAACCGUAAUCCCACCCCGUUAGCAGCUAUAAUUACUGAGAAUACCAAAGAUUCCCACUUGAACCACAAGCAGGACAGACUUGUUAAGCCUCCUUUUAAAAGUCUACACUGCUUUGUGGUACACUGACUGCUACUGAGGCUAUCCAGCAUUAAAAGCCAACUGAAAGGUGAGCUAAUCUGGCUUCCACAGUGGAGUUUCAGGUUGUCCUAGUGGCGUCUAUUAUACAUGCAUGCCUGAAAAUGCGUUUUUGGCGUGGUGUGGCCCACCCAGGAGACAGCCAAUUGAUGAGCAGACCUUGCUUGCACCGCACAUGGAACGUACACCUGGGGGCAAUGCAUUCUGAAUGAGCCACUGAGCAUGCAUAAACGGAACAAAUAUUCCUGGUGCCAAAUUUUAAUUGCCUAGAAUAUUGAAACAGCUGAAUACAAACCUAUAUUCUUAAUGCGUUAGUGUAGGGUGCCUCUGGCACUAUAACUACAUCAGAAUGAAGUUAUAAUAAUGCCAAGAGGUCCCUGGGACAGGCUUGCCUUUAGGAGUCAGGCCGUACACUAAUAACUUAAAAGGACACUAGUCACCAGAACUACAGCUUAAUGUAGUUGUUCUGGUGAGUAUAAUUAUUCCCUUCAGGCAUUUCCAUGCAAAGUCUCUUCAGAGAAAAUGCAGUGUUUACAUUGCCCCCUAGGGGUACCUCCUGUGGCCGGUGCUUCCUGGGGCAGUGCUGCACAGGCAGCUCUGCUGUUCAGUCUGCUGAAUUUUCCUUCUAGAGAUGCAUUGAUUCAAUGCAUCUCCAUGAGGUGGUGCUGGUUGGCCAAAACGGUGUUUGGCCCUGCCCCAACCUGCCUCCUUGCUGGUUUCAGCAAUUCGGUUGGUUAAAAAUCGUAAAUUCUGAUGUCAUCAAGGAGGCGGAUCGGGUGCAGGACUUGCACGACGCUGGAAAAAGUGUUUUAACCUUUCUAAGGAGGAGGCAAGCCAUCUAAGUGGUGGGUUUAACACUAUAGGGUCAGGAAUACAUGUUUGUGUUCCCGACCCUAUAGUGUUGCUUGAAUCCAGCGCAGUUUUGGCUCUGCCCCGGUUCUCCGCAUCAGCUGAUGCUUUCAGCCAAUCAGUUGCCCCUGUCUGAGAUUUUGUUUGAAGAAUCUGUUAUAGUUCAUCUUGACAAAAAUUUGAUUGUUGCACCUUGUUAAUCACAAUAUAGGUGAUAUGUCUUUAAAAGUACUGAUUUUGUUUUAGUGUUUUGUUGCACUUCGCAUAUUUUACAAAGGUUUUUAGAAUGUAUUUAACAAAUGAUGCAAUGAUAGUAUAUGUCUAAUUUGUUUUAGUUCACUUGCACUGGACAUUUUUUUUUUUUUUUCUCCUUAGACCACAUGAUUCAAAUGCAAAAUAUAUUGGGGUGUAUACAUUAUUUGUUUUAAUCAUUUCUGAAUAAGUCUUCAAGUAAUCUUAUAGUGAAAUGCUGUUCAAAAUUAGUGUAUACAGUAAAACUGCAAACUGAACUUUUCUUUUUAUGAAUUCUGUCAUUGCAGGUAGAUGUUAUGGAAACUGAUGGUUUCCAAGCUGACACAGAGGAAGAGGAUGAAGAAGACUGUAUGAUUGUGGAUGAGCAGGAGAGUAAAGGUAAAUGCAGAGAUGAUGCACACUUAUGGGAUAUAAAAAGAGAUUUAAAUUGGGAUAUGAAACUUAUUGCUUGCACCAUUGUCUCAUUUCCUGAUUUAUCUUGUAUUUAACAAUAGAGCAAUCGAUAUAGUUAAAGGAACACAUCUAGGCACCCAAAUGUCAUCUUAAGUGUUUAGUCCAAAGACCUGAUCCCUCCUUUUUUUUUUUUUUUUUUAUUUCAUUGAAGGUGGUUUAGCUGGAUUUCUAGUGUUCCUUUCAUGAUAAAGGGAAGCUAAAACUAAAUAUUUAAAUUUCUUAUGCUUUAUUUCACAGAUGUAGCGACUUCCACUUUACUCAAUUUGGAGAUUACCCGGGAUGAUGGAGCUGUCCCUGCAUCUUGCCAAGCUUGAAACUUUAAUACUAAUCAGUAUAUAUGUAGAAUGUUUGGAUAUUUUAAAAUAUUUUUUAAAAAACCUUGUUUGAGUGUACGGUAUACGUGAAACUAUCACGGUGUAUAAAGGACAGCACUUUCAUGCUCCAAAUCCCAAAAAAAUUUAAUUUCUUCCAGGCUGUAAGACUAAUUUGUCUCUAAUAAAGCAUUAUUCAAAUUU
Pelobates cultripes (western spadefoot toad) is the source of this 36683-nucleotide messenger RNA. The record is from the annotation of a GenBank genome assembly. Lineage: Eukaryota; Metazoa; Chordata; Amphibia; Anura; Pelobatidae.